This is a messenger RNA of Drosophila miranda, 1057 nucleotides long. RefSeq names its product SH3 and cysteine-rich domain-containing protein 3-like. Gene Ontology annotation, biological process: skeletal muscle contraction; positive regulation of protein localization to plasma membrane; positive regulation of voltage-gated calcium channel activity. Gene Ontology annotation, cellular component: extrinsic component of cytoplasmic side of plasma membrane. NCBI's taxonomy places the organism in Eukaryota, Metazoa, Arthropoda, Insecta, Diptera, Drosophilidae. The transcript is spliced from 5 exons. Bases 331 to 1038 code for a protein of 235 amino acids. The record is from RefSeq and is a predicted model, not a curated record. Gene Ontology annotation, molecular function: protein binding.
CUUAAGUCUGAGUGUCAAUACACUACAGUUUCAAUUUUAAUUUGAUUACAUUUUCGGUAUUUGUUUGGUUUCUGUCUUGAAACUGUAGAUGCAUAGAUUCUAUUUUUCAUCGACAUGAUCAAUGCUGAACAAAUGAAAUUAAAAUCAAUAUCUUUUUAUUCCACGUUUUAUCAAAAACAAAAACAUCUCUCAUGUUUUGUAUUGUCCGACCACAAAUACAACAAAACAUGGUCUAACACACACCAAUAAACCCUACCAAAAACAACUCCAACUCCAACAACAACAACAACAGCACCGCACUCACCGCGCCGGCAAAAGUUGAACUUACGCAUGAAAUCCCUGAGCCUGGACUCCCCCGAGUCGUCGGAGCUGCACGGCCAAUUCCGGCGGCGUCCGCAGCUGCCGGUGGCGGGCGCCUCCACAUCAGCGGCCCCCGGCUACUAUCACGGCGGAUCGGGAGGCCACCUGGAGCACAGCACUCCUCCAUCGAACAACAGCCGUCUGCACUCGCCAUCGAGUCACUCGCAUACGGGCCGCAAGCUGUUGUAUGCCACACGUGGCAUGCGUGGUGGCAGCGUCGAUUUACCGGAUGAAUUGGAGAAGUCACAGUCCUCGGCCAGCACUUCGCCAUGCCUCUCACCAGUAAGACAUCCCCAGAAAUCGCAUCGUCUGUUGCCCACCAACUUGUACGUCAUCCUCUACAACUUCAAGGCUCGGCAUCCCGAUGAACUCGACCUCAAGGCUGGCUAUAAGGUGACUGUCAUUGACACAUCCGAUCCGGACUGGUGGAAGGGCAAGGUCCUGGGACGCGUUGGCUUCUUUCCAUCCAAGUACUGUGUGCGUCUGAACGCCAGUGAGAAGCCCCUACAGGUUACCCACAAUCUGCAAGUGUCCGAUGGGGAGCGCAGCGACAAGAUCACACUUCUGAGAGACCAGAUUGUCAUACAGGUCGGCGAUGAGGUCAAUGGUAUGUGCAUGUUGCGCUCAGCCGACAACCGCCAGGGCUACUGUCCGGUCAAGUAUCUGCAGGAGGUGUGACAGCCAGAAGAGCCAGAAG